AUGGAUGUCAAGGUAUUGGAAUAUCUGGAAAAAUUUAAAAGUGAUGGUAUUCUAGAACGUACGAUUGUGAUAUUACUUUCGGACCAUGGCAUGCGUUGGGGUCCAUUACUGCAGUUGAAAUCAGGAUUCUUAGAAGAAAGAUUACCCACAAUGCUUAUAUCGAUACCGUCGUGGUAUCAAAACAAAUAUCCGAAUUUCAUGAAAAACUUGCAAACAAAUCAGCAGCGUUUCACGACACCCUAUGACAUUUAUGCGACCAUGAAACAUACACUUGAGUUGGCUGAACCGGAAAACGAUUUUCCGUACCUCAAUAACAACAUACAUGGUGUUUGCAUCUUUCGUGAAAUACUUGAGAAUCGCACCCGUAAUGAUGCUGGCAUUCCCGAGCGUUGGUGUACUUGCGUAUCUUAUGAAACUGUACCCUUAAGUGAUGCAAUCGCAAGGAAUGUAACGGCACUAGUGUUAGGCAAAAUGAAUCAAUAUCUGGUUAAUAAAGAUAUUAGCGAUAAAUGUGAAGAAUUAAAAUUAGAAACGGGCAAUAGUGUUGAACUGAAAAUGAUCAAAACACCAAAUGAGUCCACAUAUUGUAUAAGUUUCGAAACAAAUCCGGAGAAAGCGAGAUUUCAGGCUACGGUGGUUUAUAAUAUAACAACAAAUACAAUCAAAAUGGGCGUAAAAGAUAACUCACGUCUGGAUUCGUACGAAAAACUUCCAACAGCAUUGAUUUGA
This is a messenger RNA of Bactrocera latifrons, 729 nucleotides long. RefSeq lists its product as uncharacterized. The transcript has a single exon. The record is from RefSeq and is a predicted model, not a curated record. NCBI's taxonomy places the organism in Eukaryota, Metazoa, Arthropoda, Insecta, Diptera, Tephritidae. Bases 1 to 729 code for a protein of 242 amino acids.